Diaporthe amygdali is the source of this 1833-nucleotide messenger RNA. RefSeq lists its product as uncharacterized. Bases 1 to 1833 code for a protein of 610 amino acids. Lineage: Eukaryota; Fungi; Ascomycota; Sordariomycetes; Diaporthales; Diaporthaceae. The record is from RefSeq and is a predicted model, not a curated record. Gene Ontology annotation, molecular function: protein binding. The transcript has a single exon.
AUGAAAAUCUCCAGUCGAAUUGAAGGGUCCUUAUGCGGCACGAUACUCCCGUUGCGACAGAGCCUCUGGCCACAAAUCAACUUCGUAUAUGGGGCGAGGACUGCUCAUGGAUGGCAAUUGCGGCCGAAGCUGCGCAAGGAGCGCGGCCGAAGUCACAAUGCCUCGAUGAAUCGCUCAGCCGAAACGCAAUUCUUCUCCUCGUGGAUUCCGCCACCCGUCCUCUUGAACCCAUUUCGCUACACAACUAGGAUCGGCGAGAAUACGUUCCGGCUCUCGACCUUCCCAGCAAACAAGAGAUCGAGUCAUUCGAGCGCCGAAGGAGAAGAAGCGACAGGCUUUCAAGGGUUGAAUAAGGAAGAAUUGCUGUCCUUGGUCGACCAGACGCAAGAUAGCACAAUCGACGAGCAUCUGCAAUUCACCAGAGACCCGUACAUGCGAGGGUAUGCGCCAGCAGACGGACCCGACUUGGCCGUUUCGGAGCGCCGGGAUGACAAUGACUUCCCAUCGUUCUACGAGACGAGGGAGGCAGGCGAACAGGAGCAAGAGACUCUGGCCAAGCUGUGGCGUGCAGUGCAGCGCCGACUAAGGAAUCCCUACAAGACCGACAUCGAAUAUAUCUACGGACUUUACCAAAGCCUGCCCGAGCCACGAAUGCCGUACCUACACGCGAAGAUACGCCAUGGUUUGAUGAAAUGCCUCGGCCGAGAGAAGAAAACAUCGAGGUCCAUGCUGCGCUAUUUCGCCGUAGUCGCAGAUAUUCAGAGCAAUGGCCUCCGCCUCACCCGGCCUGAGUGGAACGCUGCCUUGUCCUUUGCAGCCCGUUACGUCGGUCACUCCACGGAGACCGAGGCGGCAGCGGCCAUGAACUUGUGGAGAGAAAUGGAGCAUGACGCCGGCCUGGGCGCUAAUGCUGUCACCUUCAACAUCCUGUUCGAUGUCGCGUCGAAGGCGGGCAACUUUGUCCUGUCAGAGAUGCUGUACAAGGAGAUGGAUAAGCGUGGUUUCAAAUACACUCGGUACCAUCAUGUCAGCUUGAUCCACUUCUUCGGGCUGAAGAUGGACAGCGACGGCAUCCGAGCCGCCUACAAGGAAAUGGUUGAGGACGGCGAAAUGAUUGACACUACUGUGCUCAACUGUGUCAUCGCUGGCUUCCUCCGCUGUGGAGAGGAAUACGCUGCCGAGCGCGUCUACGAGCGCAUGAAAGCCGCACACGAGCGAGCCCCAGCCAUGCCCUACCGGAACUACAUGAAUGACGCUGCCAUCACCAAAGUCCUGAUGAUGUUCGCAAGGAUAUCAAAAAAGAAUCCUAUGCUUCGGCGACAGUUUCAGAAGGCUUCUCCGAUAGUCCCCGACAUUCAGACUUAUCGCAUCCUGCUAAAUCACUAUGCAGUAAAGUUGUCCGCCCUAGACCAAGUCGCGCACUAUCUCGACGACAUGAAAUGGUUCCAGAUCCCACUAAACGGAGCCGUUUUCCUCGCCCUGUUCAAGGGCUUCGGUCUAUACGGCGGGCCCAAGGGCCAAGUCUGGAGUCCUCAACGGCUCGAGAGCGUUUGGACCGCCUUCGCCCAGGCGCUGGCGGAGAAGACACAUGGCAUGUAUGUCGACGUGUGGAUGGCGAAGUGGAUUCUCCGGGCGUUCCGCAAAUGUGAUACCAAGGACCGGGUCAGGGAGGUUUGGGCUGAGCUCCGGCCGCGGUGCGAGACGGAUUUUGAGCCCGAAGACGUCGAGCACUUUGAGGAGUUUUUGGUCGAUCUCUUCGAGGGUGGCGAGCAGGCAAUGGAAUAUGGAGACACGGGCAUGUUUGGGAGAUCUAGGGCUCAGCAUCAUGACUGA